Fusarium graminearum PH-1 is the source of this 579-nucleotide messenger RNA. RefSeq lists its product as uncharacterized. Lineage: Eukaryota; Fungi; Ascomycota; Sordariomycetes; Hypocreales; Nectriaceae. The record is from RefSeq and is a predicted model, not a curated record. Bases 1 to 579 code for a protein of 192 amino acids. The transcript is spliced from 3 exons.
AUGGACUUUGUACAACAAGAGGUAGGCGGUAGCAUGAGCGACAAGCACGACUCGGAAAACUCAUUCGAGCUGCAAGCUACCCUGCCCCCGCCAGUAGAUGUCAAGGAUCGUGAAGGGGCAGUGGACUCAUACCGUUGGAUGAGCUUCUGGCUGGAACCUCACGUAGACGCAACGGCGGCUUUCUUCCAGCAGGUAGUGGAUAGGAAAUGGCUACAAGAGUCUACAGAGGGAAACGCUGCGACACUCCGCAGCCUGGAAGCUGCUCUCAAAGCUGAGAAGGCCGAUGCAAAGACAAAGGCAUGGCGAGUGUUUCACCGGUGUACAUAUGUUAGCCGAGUGCUUGAGAAGAUAGUGGCUCCGGCUGCAUCUGUGGCACCCAAAGCAGUGCUGUUCGACCAGACUCCGAACUGGGGUCUCAUCUGUGCUCUGGAACCAUAUUUACGAUCGGCCAAAGACAAGAAUGAAGUGAGAGAAAAAUUGCAGCCGCUUAUCGACAAGCACUGGCCCGUACUUCAAGAGAACAAGCGGAUCGCCAAUCAGCUGGUGGAUAUACUCGUGGAGUACCUUGGUGUUUCCUAG